Molecule: messenger RNA, 1682 nt
Organism: Poeciliopsis prolifica (blackstripe livebearer)
Lineage: Eukaryota; Metazoa; Chordata; Actinopteri; Cyprinodontiformes; Poeciliidae
Exons: 12
Coding region: 155-1426 (423 amino acids)
Molecular function (GO): DNA binding; zinc ion binding
Source: RefSeq, a predicted model, not a curated record
GGCAGCAGCGGAGUAGAGGAGGAGAGCUGAGGGUCUCGGAGCGGGCCACCGUAGAUUGAUGAUUUGCAGCUCAUCAGCUGAUUGGCUCAUGUUAACAACCAAGCAUGGACUCUGAGGCCACGCCCUUGAACCGCAGGACUCAUCCCGAUUGGCCAUGGUAGCAGAGGGGCCGCCUCAUCCUAAGAUGGAGCAAUUGGACGAGCUGAGCUUAGGGGCGGGGCUUGAAGUAGCAGAGGAAGCAGGACGUGGUGAGGAUCCUGAACCGGCCAUGGUUCAGCCGCCGGACGCCAUGACGAUGGAACAGUGCUGGAGGCGACAGUUCCCGGACCGCCGGCGCUGCUCGGUCGUCCUUCUCAGGCUUCCUGCGGAGACGCUGCGGCUCUGGCGGCGGGGCGGUGCAGAGAGGAGGCGGAGCCAGCGGGUCAGGUCACGUGACCUGCGGUCCGGCUGGGACUGGAUGGAGCCGCUGGACCUGGAGAACGGCGGCGCCGGAACCCGAGACUUUGUCAAGAAGGUGGAGGUAAACGCCCGUGAAGAUGACCCUGGGAAACCCCAGAGCCUACUGCGACUGAAGCAACGCCUGGAGCCCUCCGACCCCGCCCACCCAGAUGAUGGUGCCGCCCUGGGUGAGCCGCCGCAGAGCGACCACACCUACUGCAUGGGCUUCAAUACACCUGAGAGCAGCAGCCAAUCACUGGAGGACAGGCCGCCGUCCCCAUUGUCCAGCUGGUCAAAAAGAGACGGGGACGGCCGCUGCUCACCUGCAGAGAAGAAGAAGAAGAAGAACGUGCCGAGUGUGGUGCUGAGGAAGGUGACAGGUGAUCAGUGGGUCCUCAGGACUGGAUCUGUUACAGACGAGGAAGUGGAGGAUGAUGAGAAAGUUCAGAUGAAGGACAAGAAGAGAGACGAGACGUCAGCAUCAAGACAGAAGAUGCGCCGCCAGGCCUGUCGGAGCUGCCCUGCGUGUCUGAGGGAGAACUGCGGCGUUUGCACGUUCUGCCGCGACAUGAGGAAGUUCGGCGGUCCGUCCCGCAUGAAGCAGAAGUGUGUGAGGCGGCGCUGCCUGCUGCUGAACGCCCAGAAACAGCCGACCAAGCAAGAGACCCGACCCGGAGACGACACGGUCUGUCCGGGCACCUGGCAGGACGGCGUCCGCCGCUGGAGACACGAGACGACGGCAGGAAGGCGAGAGGAGAUGAGGAAGAGGAUGUGGAUGAAGAGGAGGAAGAGGAAGAGGGGCGGAGCCUCCGAGACCCGGAACGGCUGGAUCGGUCCGCUGAUGAAGAGCGAGGAAGAGGAGACGCCAUUGUCCCACUGUCACCAGUUUCACUGGAACCAGUGGGACCAGUUCAACUCCGACUGGGACUCACCUGCAGUGGAACCUGACCCUGGACCGCGCCCACCUGUCCUCCGCCGUCCUCUCUGACUCCGCCCUCUCCUGUUUGUCUGGCCUGUUGCCUCAGGACGGAUCCAUCCUCCAAGUCUCCACAGGCCUCACCUUCAUCCCUCCUCCUCUGCCUCACCUUGCUGCCAUCCAAUCGCCAGAGGCGAAGGAGGAGGAGCAGCCAGUCAGCAUCGAGCUUUACGGCAGGGAGGCGGAGCUUUGGACCGGGACGUCUGAGGGGGGCAAGUUCUACGAAGUGGAGGUGGAGCUGCCGGACCCCGAGUCCGACCAGAAUGUA